CCCUUGUCAUAUUUCUUUAUUCAAAAUUAACAAUUAACUGCGCAGUUUACCUCAAGCACAGACGUGAAAAGGAUAUAAAAUAUAAUUCACAAAACUAAUACAAGUAAAUUGUACCAGUAGAAAAAGGAGCAAUAGAGGACUGAUAACAGAGAGAACCAGAUAAGAAAAAAUGAUGACCCAAACAGUUAUGCAACCAGCGAUGCAACCAGUGAUGUAAACAUCGGUGCAGCCAGUGAUGCACCCAGCGAUGCAAACAUCGGUGCAACCAGUGAUGCAAACAUCUGUGCAACCAGUGAUGCAACCAGCGAUGCAAACAUUGAUGCAACCAGUGAUGCAACCGGUGAUGCAAACAUCGAUGCAAACAGUGAUGCAACCAGCGAUGCAACCAGUGAUGCAACCAGCGAUGCAACCAGUGAUGCAACCAGCGAUGCAACCAGUGAUGCAACCAGCGAUGCAACCAGCGAUGCCAAAUCCCUAUGCUAAUUUGUCUGUGUAUCUCACGGAACCCUCUUGGGGACCAUAUAUUACCCCUUACGUAGUACAACCUGAGCAGAACUUGACGGCUGCUUUUGCAAACGGGCAACAAAUAUUUCCUGCACCAACGAAAAUAUUUACAGCACUGAAUUUAACACCUCUUAAUAGGGUGAAAGUGGUUAUAUUAGGACAAGAUCCCUUUACAGAUGGAAAUAAGGCAUGUGGUCUUGCCUUUUCUGUACCAGCUGGGUGUCCAAUUCCACCGUCACUGAGGAAUAUAGUCACUUGUUUACAAAAUGAUCCGGAUGUGAACUUCACACAGCCUGAUCAUGGAGAUCUAACUAUGUGGGCUGAUCAGGGUGUUUUGCUGUUAAACACAAUUCUUACAGCUGGACAAACACCAUUAAGCCAUGAACACUUUGGAUGGGAGAUACUUACAGACAAUGUUAUCAAAACAAUCAGUGAUACUCAACACCAUGUUGUUUUUAUUUUGCUCGGUGCGCAUGCCAAGUCUAAAAUCCCUUUAAUAGAUUCGUGGAAACACACAAUACUGACUGCUUCCCAUCCAGCUGCCAGGGGUGAACCGUUUAUCAGAUCUAACAUAUUUUCCAGUUGUAAUCAGGCUUUACAGUUGCAUUGGCAAUCACCUAUCAAUUGGCAAAUACCGCCUAUCAGUUGGCAAAAUGAUAUUACCGAAAUGAAUGUUAGACAAGACGCACAGACUUCAUCAACAGCAACUGUUGAGGAACGGUUACAUAGCAGUAAUGAUUCAGUUGACAAGAUCAUAUUUUGUGUAUAUGAUAUAGACAACUGGGGAUGUUAUCAGGAGUUAAUGCCAGAAAUAUUCCCACCAAGCGAUGAAAUAGACACUUCAGAAGGUGAGAGAAUUUUGUUAUAUUUCCUUCUUUCUCUUCGACGAUAUGUUUAUUAA
Mercenaria mercenaria is the source of this 1405-nucleotide messenger RNA. RefSeq names its product uracil-DNA glycosylase-like. Bases 236 to 1405 code for a protein of 389 amino acids. The transcript is spliced from 8 exons. Gene Ontology annotation, molecular function: uracil DNA N-glycosylase activity. Lineage: Eukaryota; Metazoa; Mollusca; Bivalvia; Venerida; Veneridae. Gene Ontology annotation, biological process: base-excision repair, AP site formation via deaminated base removal; base-excision repair. The record is from RefSeq and is a predicted model, not a curated record. Gene Ontology annotation, cellular component: mitochondrion; nucleus.